AUGGCUUUAACUCCAAUCACCCAUACUAAAAAGGCAAGCGCUAAUAAUUGUGUUCUGCCUUGUUUGACCCCUGAAAUCCGCAAGCAAAAAGGGAAGCCUACUUGCUCAGCCAAGGAAAUCGAAAUCUGAUUGCUAGGCGAGAAGAGAACUGCUAGUAAUCCAGUCAGCAAACUUUUACUUAAGAGAAGAAAGAUGAACCUCAACUUGUUGACAGUUAGUACUGAGCAGAAGAAAUCCCUGAAUCCCUUCCAGAUGAUUCAGGAAAUGAAAGCAGUGAGCAAUGAAAAUAGCCCUGCUUCAGUGAAGACGGUGAACUCAUGAACGACCGAGGGAAAUCUUAGUUACAUUUUCGUCAAGCCUAAAGGCUUGAAGAGCAGUUUGAAAGAGACCUCUCUCAAUGAGUUUCUUACAGGAGAAGGCAUCUUCCAGAUAAACCUGCCUGUCGCUAUGAAUGAUUACCAUUUUGAGUGCCAGUAGAAUACCCAUAAAAGUGGCCUUUGGCCAUCAGUUAUAUAAUACAUUAUUAAUACUAAGAAUUUAAC
Moneuplotes crassus is the source of this 542-nucleotide messenger RNA. The record is from the annotation of a GenBank genome assembly. NCBI's taxonomy places the organism in Eukaryota, Ciliophora, Spirotrichea, Euplotida, Euplotidae.